Messenger RNA from Scedosporium apiospermum, 2940 nucleotides. RefSeq lists its product as uncharacterized. NCBI's taxonomy places the organism in Eukaryota, Fungi, Ascomycota, Sordariomycetes, Microascales, Microascaceae. The coding region runs from base 1 to 2940 and encodes 979 amino acids. The transcript is spliced from 8 exons. The record is from RefSeq and is a predicted model, not a curated record. Gene Ontology annotation, molecular function: oxidoreductase activity, acting on paired donors, with incorporation or reduction of molecular oxygen; iron ion binding; heme binding.
AUGGGCUGGCUCACAUACAUCUCCGAAAAUAAAUGGCUGUGGGUAGCCGCCGCUGUCGCCGUCUUCAGCGCUGGCAAGAUUCGACAAUACUAUCGGCUCCGGAAAUUCGGGGGCCCCUUUAGCACCGGCAUGUCUGAGUUUUGGCACAUUCGCGCUCUUUUCAGCUGGAAACCUCACGACAAAUACAAGGAAGUGUGCGACAAAUACGGAGGGUUCGAUCGAGAGCGGCUCUCCUUAUUUAAUAUCUACUUUGUAGGCUCCAUCGCCCGUAUUGGCCCGAACGACCUCGUAACUUCGUCUCCGGAACUUCUCUUCCACAUGAACUCGAUCCGCUCGCCCUAUACCCGUGCCGACUACUACUAUCUCGCCACGCGUUUCCAAGCUGGCAAGAACCAUGUUUUUAGCGAACUCGACGAAGAAAAGCACAAGCGCCGGAGACAGCAGCUGGCUGCGGGGUAUUCUGGCAAGGACAAUUCUAGGCUAGAACUAUCCAUCGACACGCACAUCACUGAGUUGAUUGACCUCGUCCAUAGCAAAUACCUGUCUACAGAAUCCCGGGCGAACCCAUUCGACUUUGCACGCAAGAUACAGUACUUCACGCUCGAUGUCAUCAGCAACAUUGGCUUCGGCGAGCCCUUUGGCGACCUACGCGCCGAUGCUGACGUCGAUACGUUUGUCGAAUCCGGAGAGAUAGGUCUUGUUGUCAAUGCCGUAUCCAUCGCUCUCGGGCUCACGAAAUUCAUCCACACUCCCAUCAUCUUCAAAUUCCUCGGUCCUUCUGAGAAGGACAAGGUUGGCUUGGGCAAGUUGGUCGCUAACGCCCGGGCCGUCGUUCAAGACAGGCUCAAGCAAGAUACCGAAAAGCGCUCCGACAUGAUUUCAUCUUUCUUCCGUCACGGACUCGCGGAGGAGGAUCUCGUAUCCGAGACCUGUCUGCAAAUCGUUGCAGGUUCCGACACUACCGCCUCUUCGCUUCGUGGAAUCAUGCUAUACCUUUUGACGCAUCCUCGUAUCUACAACAAGCUCCGGGCUGAAAUUGACGCAGCCAUUCGAGACGGACUUGCGCCGCCAUCUCCUGGGGUCAUUUCGGAUGCUCAAUGUCGGAAAUUACCAUAUAUACAUGCAGUUAUCAAAGAAGCAAAUCGAUUGCACCCUCCCGUGACGUCACAACUCCCCAAACGUGUUCCCGAUGGAGGAGAUACCGUUGUCGUCGACGGACAGCCUGUUUUCCUUCCCGGUGGGACGCACAUCAGCUGUGCCAUCGUGGCUCUUAACAGACGAAAGGAUGUAUUUGGCGAGGAUGCCGACGAGUUCCGACCCGAGCGGUGGCUUCUAGAAACGGACGACGCGAAGCUAGCCCUCAUGAAUCGAACACACGAGAUUAUCUUUGGGUAUGGGAAAAACCAGUGUCUUGGGAAGGCUAUAGCCCUCAUGGAAAUUAGCAAGGUCCUUUUCGAGCUGAUACGGAAUUUUGACUGGUCACUGGCCAAUCCCGCCGAGCCCUGGACAGAGCACAAUUACGCUGGACUUUACUCCCACAAGAAUAUAACCGAGAAUGGAGUCCGCAAGGGAAAACGGGUCCAACUACAUAAGGAGCUCGAUGCCUUUCUGGAUGCCUCGAACACUGACCAAGCCAGCAUCGACGCGAUUUCGAAAUAUCUACAAUCUCGAGCCGAUGAAUAUGGCACCAUCGUGGAAAAGUUGCUUCCCGCCGACGAGAUCGAGGAACGCCUGCGGAUCGCCCGCAAGAUCCAAGCGGAGAUUUGGGAUGGGAUUGACGACGAAAAGCUCAAGGAUUUGACUCGAUUGACGGUCCUCCAGCUCGCCAUCAUCAUGACUAUCCCACUCGAGUAUCUCAGACAGAAUGUCUCCGACAGCCUACCAUUUGAUGCGAUCCGCCGUCUUGUUCACCUCUUUCUUCGUGCACCAAGAUAUUUUGCGUCCGAGGAUUAUUAUUCCCCUCCGCCUGGCGAUUCCGGAGCGGAGACAAUCCCAGAGAGAGAAAUGAUCAAACAAAACCGCGAUGAGGGAUUGGAGUGUCGUAAGCGAGAUGGGUAUGGUUGUGUCCUGGGCACCGACGGUGACGAGGUCUGCCACAUCGUUCCAUUUGGUCUCAAUUCGUCCAAGUCGAGUUUUUACAUGACUUCUCGGGCCAAAGCAGCCCACAUUCUCCUUCCAGGGCCGGAUUCGAAGCGCCGAUUCCAAAGCCUCCUCCUAGCCCAUCUUGGCUGCUCGGAUAAGGUAUGGAAUAUGCUGGAUAUUGAUGAAUACAUGCAACAUGCGUGGGCUAGGGCCAGCUUUGCCCUGAAGUGUGUUGGUGUGGUCCCCGAAACCGAACAAGACUCCGCCGUCCAACUUCAGUUUUACUGGAUGCCGAACUCUCAAGCUUUGCCGCAUGGCGCCCAGGAUCUUGACGCAGGUCAGGGCGAGGGAGAGACGAAGACAGGUGACUCUGCCUGGAAGCGAACUGUUAACCUUGACAUGGGCGAAGGUAAAAAGUUGGUGGAGGAUUGGAAACAAGGAAUUUAUCUCAGGGAGCUCGAGGUGUUCGAAACUGGGGAUAUCGGCUACGCUGAAGGGCACCCGCCCGUGAGUUGCCUCCCUCAUUCGGGUGGCAUAUUUCCGAUUAUAGUGACUCCUGCCGACGCUGAAAAGAUGAAAACCAUGCUGGACAUCCAAUGGGCUUGCAUUCAAAUCGCCACCAUGUCCGGCGCGGCUGGAAGUGCCGAGUUUCUCGCUGACGAUACUUUCAACGAGGAUGCGAGGCCCGCCGAACUUCGGAACCAACAUCAGGUUCAUCCGGCCAAGAGGCGCUGCCCUUCCAAUAGAGGAAGCAGUGGAGCGAAUCCGACGCGAAGCCUUCCAUAUCAGCUAGCCGAGGACUUGCCAAGAGCCCUUCCGACGGGAAAUGAGAUGGAGUGGGUAUUGCCUGAGAAGUAG